Molecule: messenger RNA, 406 nt
Organism: Rosa rugosa (rugosa rose)
Lineage: Eukaryota; Viridiplantae; Streptophyta; Magnoliopsida; Rosales; Rosaceae
Product: small ribosomal subunit protein uS10z/uS10x-like
Exons: 3
Coding region: 17-406 (129 amino acids)
Biological process (GO): translation
Cellular component (GO): cytosolic small ribosomal subunit; ribosome
Molecular function (GO): structural constituent of ribosome
Source: RefSeq, a predicted model, not a curated record
GAAGAAGCAAGAAAACAUGGCUACGGCGGCAUACCAAGUUCCCACCAAGUCUGCAAAGCUUGGUUUGGAGGAGCAAAACCAAGAGCCGAUUCGUAAGAUUAGGAUCACACUCUCCUCCAAGAAAGUGAAGAACGUUGAGAAAGUAUGCAGUGAUCUCAUAAAGAGAGCCAAGCAACAUCCUGAUUCCAUCAGGACUAAGGGUCCAGUGCGGAUGCCCACUAAGACUCUUCGCAUCACUACUAGGAAGUCCCCUUGUGGAGAAGGAACCAACACCUGGGAUAGGUUCGAGCUGCGUAUUCACAAAAGAGUGAUCGACCUCUUCACCACUCCAGGGACGGUCAGGAAAAUUACUGAAAUUGACAUGGAACCAGGCGUGGAGGUUGAAGUUACUAUUGGUGACAUUUGA